This is a messenger RNA of Gavialis gangeticus (Gharial), 2947 nucleotides long. It is a transcript of the gene MAP3K8, whose product is annotated as mitogen-activated protein kinase kinase kinase 8. Gene Ontology annotation, biological process: protein phosphorylation. The transcript is spliced from 8 exons. Lineage: Eukaryota; Metazoa; Chordata; Crocodylia; Gavialidae. The record is from RefSeq and is a predicted model, not a curated record. Bases 109 to 1512 code for a protein of 467 amino acids. Gene Ontology annotation, molecular function: protein kinase activity; ATP binding.
GCGCUUGCACAGGGCAGCGCCCGCGCGGGUUCCUGUAAAGGCAAACAGAAACCGGCGGCGGCGGCGGGAGGUGUCUGCCCCGGGUGACGUUUAGAAAAACGGACAGUAAUGGAGUAUAUGAGCACUGACAGUGACAAUAAAGAGGAGAUUGACUUGCUGCUAGCACACUUAAAUAUGUCUGAAGUGAUAGACAUUAUGGAAAACCUUUAUCCAAAUGGAGACCUGGCUGUUUAUGAUGACAGUCUAAUUACCAUGUGCCAAGAAACAAAUGAAAAUGAGGAAUGUGCUGAAUCCUUAUUGUUCUGUAAAAGAGAAGUUUCUUUGCUGUCAAAUGUCAGAUAUGGGACUGUGGAAGACUUGCUUGCUUUUUCAAAUCAGGUGUCAAACACUGCAAAGCAAUUUAAAGGACACAGGCGGCAAGAAUCUGGAAUCCUAUUACAUACGAUCACUCCAAAGAAUGGGCGUUAUCAAAUCGAAUCAGAUGUGCUCUUGUUUCCAUGGAAGCUGACCUAUAGGAAUAUUGGUUCUGAUUUUGUUCCUCGUGGAGCUUUUGGGAAAGUGUACUUGGCACAAGACAGAGAGACAAAAAAGCGGAUGGCAUGCAAGCUGGUCCCACUGGAACAGUUCAAACCAUCAGAUGUUGAAAUCCAGGCCCGGUUCCGUCAUGAGAACAUCGCUGAGCUGUAUGGUGCUAUCCUGUGGGAUGAGACUGUCCAUCUCUUUAUGGAGGCAGGAGAAGGAGGAUCUGUCAUGGAAAAGCUGGAGGGCUGUGGGCGCAUGAGAGAAUUUGAGAUCAUUUGGGUGACAAAGCAUAUCCUGAAAGGACUUGACUUUCUUCACUCCAAAGGAAUCAUACAUCAUGAUAUAAAACCCAGCAACAUCGUUUUCAUGUCAACUAAGGCUGUUUUGGUGGAUUUUGGUCUAAGUGUUCAAAUGACUGGAGACAUUUACUACCCCAAAGACCUCCGAGGAACAGAGAUUUACAUGAGCCCUGAAGUGAUACUUUGCAGAGGACACACAACGAAAGCAGACAUCUACAGCAUGGGGGCUACCAUUAUUCAUAUGCAGACUGGCAGCCCACCCUGGGUGAAUAGAUACCCUCGCUCAGCAUAUCCAUCCUACCUCUAUAUAAUCCACAAGCAAGCCCCCCCCCUAGAAGACAUUGCUGAGGACUGCAGCACCACAAUGAGGGAACUGCUACAAGCAGCUCUGGAAAGAAACCCAUAUCAUAGACUCUCUGCUGGAGACUUACUGAAACACGAGGCCUUGCACCCGCCCCCAGAGGAGCAACCACGGUGCCAGAGUCUGGACUCAGCCUUGUUUGAAAGGAAAAGGCUACUGACAAGGAAGGAGCUGGAGUUGCCAGAAAACAUUACAGAUUCUUCCUUGUGUACUGGGUGUACAGAAGAAUCAGAGCUGCUAAAGAGGCAGAGAUCACUCUACAUAGAUCUUGGAGCUCUCGCUGGCUACUUCAAUAUUGUUAGGGGACCACCAACAUUUGAAUAUGACUGACUUUAGCUAGUUCUCAUGCGUUUGGAUCAGAGUUGGGACCCUGUCUUUCAGAAGUUCAUUGUGUGUGUGUGUGAUAUGUGUGUGUAUAUGUGUGUGAGUGCAUAAUCUAUUUAAAAAAAAGAAAAAAAAAGAAGAAGCCUUUUUGGGGCUAUCAAAUGUGAACUGCUUUUAACUUCACAGUUAAGUAAGCUAAGCCCUUUGGGUUUUCUGGUAGAUGCAGCCCAAGCAAUAACAUUUUGUGUCCGAUUGCAAACCAAGACAAAGGGGAAAGAAUCAUAGAAAGUAUGGAUUGUAAGGGAUUUCAGGAGGUGAUCUAUUCCAACCCCCUGCUCAAAGGAGGACCACCCCCAACUAGAUCAUCCCAGCCAAAGUUUGUCCAGCUGGGUCUUGAAGAACAUCUUGUUGGGACUGUUGUUCUCUAGAAAUUAUCCUUAUGCUGUAUGUGCUUGGCACAUGUACUUUGAAAUGCAAGAAAAACAAACAAAAAACCCUUCCUUUCUGAUAUGCAAAAAAAGAAAAAUAUAUUUUUCUUGUUUGGUGCUUUUAAAUGUUAGGGUUGUGUCCUUCAGUCUUGCAAGGUUGUGCUUAAUGUAAAACCAGGUGUGAGAGACUUUAUGGACCACUCCUGGGAGAUUCUUCCACAAUCAACACUUCUCUCAGCUUUUGGUCAGUCUCGGCACAAAUCAAAAUAGCCUUUAGGCAGAUUUAAAUUGUGCCAGUGUCCGGUGAGCAAUGGAGCCAGGGAUAACUGGCUUAGGAAGAUGCCCUUUGCUAUGCUUCCUUUUCUUGGAAAUGCCAGCACUAAGGGAGAUAUAGGCAUUUUUGCACAGACUGUGCCCCCACCAUCCCUGCAAGGGUUCUCUGAGAGGGGACAAUCCUUCACUGGCUGCAUCCACGGGCUUUGAGGGAGUUUUGUGCUGGGAGAGUAAACCAAAUUUUCUGGCCUUGACUGUCCAUGUGACUCAAAUGUUACACAUGCUUGGGCUGUCAGUAAUGUCAGGAGAACUCCUGACUCCUACUGCUUUAAAACUAUACAUGUUUAAGUAACUUUACUACUGUGUAUUAGAAAACAUGUCAUUAGUGACACAUUCUGUUCCUAUGGAAACAGAAUUUUACUAUUCUCACUAUGGCUAAUACAUUUAAAACACAAUGUUUUGGAUGGUAGUAAAACUAUGUAACUCGCAUAGUUCUGUACAUCCCAUGGGAUGAGAAUGUAAACUUUUAUAAACUCUUUAGUGCUUAGGAUCAUUUUCUUGUAAGCAUUUCUGUUAAGAUGGCAUACCGUGUAUGUUGGACAUCGAACCCUUUGGGACACAAGGCCUCGUUAUUAGAAGUCAAUUAUUUAAGACUGCUUCUAUCAAACGUGAUCUUUAAUCGAUUAUUUCCAGUUUGAUACUGAUAUAAUCAGAUGAAUAAAUCCAGUUUGUUGUGUCCU